Messenger RNA from Anolis carolinensis (green anole), 6042 nucleotides. RefSeq names its product G protein subunit gamma 12 (gene gng12). Gene Ontology annotation, molecular function: G-protein beta-subunit binding. Gene Ontology annotation, cellular component: heterotrimeric G-protein complex. The record is from RefSeq and is a predicted model, not a curated record. The transcript has 4 exons. Gene Ontology annotation, biological process: G protein-coupled receptor signaling pathway. NCBI's taxonomy places the organism in Eukaryota, Metazoa, Chordata, Lepidosauria, Squamata, Anolidae. The coding region runs from base 597 to 818 and encodes 73 amino acids.
ACUGCGUGGAAGGCCCGAAAUCUCCUCAGCAGAGGGCGCAUCUCUACACGGUCGAAUUAAUGCAGUUUGACACCCCUUGAACUGCCCUGGCUCGAUUCUAUGCAAACCUGGGAGUCGUCGUUUGGGCAGAGAGGGCUCUUACAAAACCGCAACUCCCAGGAUCCCAGGGGGACUUGGCAGCUGAGGAGGCAUUAAUCUAAUUCGGAAGUGGAGCGGGGAAAAGGCCUGGACAUUCUCCUCAGCGGAGCGUCCCCUCAGCCUUGCAGGGAAGGGAGAGGCUGGCUGGCUGGCAAGCGGCGCGGCGACGGCCUAGGGAGCUUCCCCGCCUCUCCCGCCGGGGGCCAGGCGGAGCCAGCAGCGGAGGAGGGAGGAAGGAGGAGGAGCGGGUGAGAGGUCGCUCGGUCCGUGGGUCGGUCGCCCGGAGAGACGGAGAGGAGGAGGCCCGAGUGGCGGCGCCGGGGACGGAGCGAGGACGGAUUGCCAAACAAGUACAGCCUUUGAGGAAGAACAAGAAUAGGAAGCCAGGUUACCACAUUCAGUGCUUCAAUAGCCAAACUUUUCCUGUCCUUCCAAGUGACUGAAAGACAACACUGAAAAUGUCUAGCAAACCAUCUGGCACUACAAACAACAUAGCUCAGGCCAGAAGAACUGUUCAGCAAUUGAGAAUAGAAGCAUCUAUAGAAAGAAUAAAGGUGUCCAAGGCAUCGGCAGAUCUAAUGUGCUACUGUGAGGAACAUGCCAGGAAGGAUCCUUUACUAAUGGGUAUACCUGCUUCAGAAAAUCCCUUCAAGGAUAAAAAGACCUGUACUAUCCUAUAGGCAAAGCAGUGAAAUGCCUUCAAGACCCUCCCCUUCAAAACCAACCAGGAAGAUUCUUAAGAGAAGUAACCUGAAGGUCACCUGGUACCAACUGCAUAAAACCACAACUCAUUUACAUACCGUGUAUAAAUGAACGUUUAAGUUUUCUAAAUUUCUGUUCUUUAUAGCAUUCUAACUAGGAAUGCAAGGUUUAUCAAGUUACUUCUUGUAAAUGAAAUAGUUUGAAGAGGAUUGUUGGGAACUGGGUUGUGUUGGUGUUGCUGGGAUGAAGUUGGGUUGGGUUCUCCUUUCAAGUGCAAUGCGUGUUCACAGUUCCAGGUGUUAGGUUGAACAAUCAAGACCAAAGUUGCCUGAGCUUCAUUUCCAGAAUAGUGAGGCAGACAAGUAUAGAGUCCUAAUCAAGCUUACUUUUACGUUUGAUUUUAUACCUGUGUAGAGGCUUGUGUAUAUAAUUGGUGUCUGUAGCUAGGGUGUGUGCACGUAUGUUUGUUUUAGAUAUAUACACACAUUCCCAAGUGCAUUCUUUUACGUGCAUCCUUCAGAGUUAAUUGCUGCAUUUAUUGAUAAAUUCUUGCAGUUCAUGCCUUUACCAUCAAGUAUGUCUUAAGCUUUUUCACAAUGUCUUAAGUGCUUAUAAACGUAUACUUAGUUUAAAUUCUUGUUCUCAACAUGACUUUGAAAGGUGACCUUUGGUUUAUAGCUUUUUUUUCUGCCUGUCUCAUUUCCUCUGAAGUAUAGACUCUACUGAGUAGCACAUACACUCUGAAAAUAGCAUCUAAAGUUGAAUUUUUUUUUCUUUUCACUUGACUUUAAUUGGGAAUUUUCCCUCUACCUUUCCUGCAUAGUUCCUAUUGAACUGAUUUCUGGAAGAAUCCAGGAUCUUCUGCUAAAUCACAUUUUCACAAAUGCCAAACCAUGUUAGAAAUAAGAGUCUCAGAGAGCAAUCUGUGAUGUUGUUGCUUCUGCACAAGGCUGGUUGAAACCAGCUGUUAUACCGUAGUAAUUCCUGAAUAAUUGCAAUAGUGCUGAGUGAGUAGCAAAUCUCUGAUCAUUGUAAACACUAUUAAAUGUAUAUCUGCACUUCAGCUACUGGCGAGAUACUGAAUGGAAAGAAACAGUAUUGGCUUAAGCCAUCAGUAUAUAUCUGCAUUCCAUUUGUUGCUAGCACUUUAAUAGUUUUUUCUUCUUUUUAAUAUUGCAAUCUGCCAUAACGGGAGCUACUCCAUUCAUAAGAUACCUUAAAUUUGUGGUCAAAUAGGAGAACCCUAGCCACACAGAACAUAUGGUGUUUCCAACGCAACUUCCCACUUUCAGCCAUUCUAAUGAAAAGUUCUCUUGCUGAGAAGAGCUAGUUUUCUUCUUUUGAAUUAGUAGUAAUUGUAUCUGCUUCAGAACAGGUUAAAUCAAGCCAAACCCAGAAUGCCUGGUUUCACUGUGACUACAUUGAGAAGCUGGUUGCAGAGCCAGCAAGCCAAGGUUCCUGCUCCAUUCACUGGUGCUCUGCAUAACUGUAGGAUCAAGUUUUUGUUGAGUUUUCUCUACAUUAGUACACCCUGCAAGAUGAUAAGGGCCAUUUGUAUUAGAUUUCUUUAACAGUACACUACCCAAAAACUAGGUGAAAAAGUGAUUCACUACAAGAAACCAACAAUUGCCAUAAUUGCCAAGUUUUAUUUUUAUCAUUUAAAAUGAUAAAUGGCAGCUUUUGAAACAGUAGUAUGAACAGUCACACUCAUUUGGCUUACUUAUCUACCUUCUCAGAAUGAAGGGACCGUUUGUUAAGUAUAUUGAUUAAUUUGAUGGCUUUUGUCUCCAUAUUUCAGCCAUCUAUUGAAUGACAUUUUAAUUUGCUUAUUGCAUAUUGAAACACAGAAAAUGUUGGACCAGGAGAACAGUGUUUUUGUCAGUAUCAGUUCCCAAGAACUUCCAUGAAUAUUCUUAAGAACUUACUCAAAAACAAUCAAUAUUCCUUACCUGUUGGUUUAUUUUAAGGUAUUAUUUGCCUGAAGUACGCAAGCCUGCCUUUCCAACAGCUGAUUCAUACAACUUUUAUUGCAUGGUAACAACCCGAGUUGACAUAUAUGUGUUGGAUCAGAUUUGCCAGUUGUUUGGCAUGUAUUAAGAUCAUGACUUACCCUAUAUUUGACAAGCUUGGGGAAGUGAAUUGAACUUGGAUGCUGUGACUUGAAAUUUGGGAAUACACUGAACUUUUCCUGAAGCUGAUUCGAUCCAUAAAAAUCAGUUGGAAAAGUGCAUUGUUGAUGGAAGUAGUGCUGCAGUGGGACAUGAAAACAUAGAUACUGUGUCCAAAGUCAUAUGUGAUGUCCAUACUACGCUUUUUUCUCACAUCAGAAUUGGCCCUUGUCCCAUCAGGUCUCUGAAUGCAAUGAAUCUGUAUGGGCAGAACUGCCAAAUUAGUGUUUCGUUUUAACAUUAGCCCUAAAAUGGGGAAAUCCAUAGUGCCUCAUUGCCACUGUGGAAAAACAAAUAUUGUGUCACAAAAGACACACUCUACACAGACACUAUGUUAAUUCUUGGGGCCUUUAAUUUUCUCUCUGUUGGCAUCACAGCUACCCUUCAUUGGGAAUUAGAAACUUUUCCUUUCUUGAAUCAACUUUAUUCAUGAAGUUAACACAUUUUUAAAGAAAUCUUGCUCUUUAUGCAUCACCCAAUUUAGUAUUUUCAUAUAAAAAUGAGUUUAACUUUUGGAAUUACUGAAUUAAUUGUAAGCUUACAUGCAAGUAAAGCAUUGUAAAUGUUUCCUGCACUAUACAGUCACCAGCAAAUACUGCUGUGUACAUUCCUGUAGAGAAUACAACCAGAUGCAUUAUUUUAGCAUAGAAUCAGACAUUUAAACCAAAUACGUUGCUCCCUUACUUACUUCCCACUUUAUUGAGAUUAGUAGGUCAUAACCUUAAACAACAAAAUCACAUUACAUUGGACUGACUUAAGAGUACUUACAGAUGCUUUGAAUAGGCAUCUUCAAAUUAUUGGCUACCAAGCCAGGUAAAGCUUUGGUGUUGCAGAAGCAUGACAAGCACAUUGUCAAAGGCAGUGUCAGGAUGUAGGCACCUUGGUGGGAAAGAGUGCAAGAGGAGAGAAAGGGAAAUUAUGGAAGUUGUGGUAAAACCUGUUUUAUAACCUCCUGUUUCCUUCUUUUCUUCUUUUCCCAAGAUGUUGUAAUGUAAGACUAAAGGUCUGAGACCCUCAGGCUGGUCCUGGCUGAUUCAUGUAAUUACUAUAAUAAUUUAAAGAUUAUUUUUAAACCAUUUUUAAAAAACUGAUUGACAUGAUCAUGUGUUGUACCUACCCUCUAUGCUCAUGUAUAAGUUAUAAUUCAAAUUUAAUACAAAAAAUCUGGAUUGCUGUGUCAAUGUGAGUACUGUUCUGGGAGAACAUAAAAGAAGCACCGACCCCUUCUACUCUCUGCUGUUGUUCCAUUUCUAGACUUGUUGAAUGCUUGGGUGGGCAAAUGGUGGAGGUGGUCAUGGGCAACAUUUAUGCUUUCCCUUCUACUUGGAAUGACCCUCGACUUAUUUGCGGGUAAUAUCAAAAUCCAGAAUUUUGGCCCCAAAUUCUGCCCAUAGUCUAAACAUGAGGUCAACUUUUACAUUAGUAUAUGUGGUAUUUAGGCAAAAUAAAUCGGAUACAAAGGUGCUCUUAUGAUUAUGACAGAAAUUUCUGCUUGUUGAAGGACUCUUUGCACUUCACAGGAGUAAAUAGUUCAAAAACUCCCACUCAUGCUUUUAUGGAAUUUAAUUCUGAAUGGACAUGAUUACAGAUUUAAGCAACGAGGAAGCAGUCCCAAAAUGGGUUUCUGGGGAAUAAACACCACUGAACAUUAGUGAGACCUACUUCUGAAUAGACACGUAUGGGAUAGCAAUGACGUGUCCAAAGACAGUGCUUGAUUUGUACAAGAGGAAGUAUGGCAACUACUGUAGAACCUCUGUAAACAAUUCCUAUAGUGCUUGAAGCCAUUUUAUUUCUGCUCACGAUGCAUUGGAUCCAAACCAAUAUUUUCACCAGCAGUACUUUAGAUCUUGAUUAUACACAUGUAUUUUACUAACUGAAGGAGAGUGUUGCAAAAACCAUACCAUAAACUGCAGGGAUGUAAUUUUAAUAAAGUAAAAACAAUGUGCCAACUUUGUAUUAUAAAAAUGCCUUUUGACUUUUACUCUUGAAGCCUUUGGGUCAAGAACUUAUUUUAUUUUUUGAUUUAAGUUAUCUCAUUUUUAGUCAUAACGGUUGUUAACUCAAUUCCUAAAUACUACUAGCUGCUUGAGGGCACUUUUGUCCGAUUUUAGAUAACUGCAAGAUGCAUUGUCAUUCCUACCCCCAAGCAAUCCAUAAUAUAGAGUAAUAUCACCUUGAAGAUCCAACACAUGAUAUUGCUCUUUUUGUGCAAAGCUGACUUUGUAGUUAUAGUACUAUUGAGGCAAGUGGAGAAGACAUUGCCAUUGACUGCAUCUCUGCUUCUUGUUUUCCAUUCAUUUCAAUGGGAUUUGAAUGGAAGUUAUGGAGCAAUGAUUCGUAGUUGGUUGAAUCUAACAGAGCAGCCUUCGCCAACCUAGUGUCCUCCAAAUAGGUUGGACCUCAACUCCCACAGUCCCUCAACUAGUACAGGAAAAGGCUGCUGUAGAAGUGGUGUAAUAAAAAACUGAAACAUCCAGAAGACUAACUCCUAAACCACUGUGAGGUUUUAAAAUUGGAAGAAAAUGAUAUUUAUUGAAUGUUUUGAAAUUGUAUCACUACACUGCAUCUUGGUGCUUUGAUUAGAUAUGCCUCAGAAGUAAAAUAAUACUCCAGAAGAUCUUUGUGUUCUUUUAUUUCCUUUUCCUUUUGUUCUAUAGAAUCUGCUUACUUCUUAUAGGCAUACUUCUCUGGAUUUUUCUUCAAAGUGCAUUUGCAAAAUAUUGUUUUGUAUGAGCAUUGUAAUUCUACAUUGACAAGAAUGAUACCAUAUUUUGCCUUUUUGAGUGGGGGGAGGGGAGCAAUAUGUGAAAUUUAUUUCAAAUAGUGUUGACUCGUUUUUUGUCUUUCACAGCUGGUCUCUGAUAACAUUGCAUACAUUGUGCAUCAACAUGUGUUAUAAAGUUUUAUUGGAAAUCUGGCUUCCUGUAGCCACAAAAAAAAGGUUUUAAAAGACCCGUAAUUAAGAUUCCUAUUCACUGCUAAUAUGUUUAGUAUCAUAGAUAUGAAACACUUUAAUUAAAUAUCACUUCUUUUC